This is a messenger RNA of Syngnathus acus (greater pipefish), 2635 nucleotides long. RefSeq names its product transketolase b (gene tktb). NCBI's taxonomy places the organism in Eukaryota, Metazoa, Chordata, Actinopteri, Syngnathiformes, Syngnathidae. Gene Ontology annotation, molecular function: transketolase activity; thiamine pyrophosphate binding. The transcript is spliced from 14 exons. The record is from RefSeq and is a predicted model, not a curated record. The coding region runs from base 163 to 2028 and encodes 621 amino acids.
UCCCCUCACUUCCGACACCCCUGUCCUCCUCCUGAACGGACGCUGCAGGCGUGGGUCAGCAACGAACCAACGACACCGGGAAGUGGAAACGUCAAAUUACUGAAUAUCAGUUACACAUUUCCUUAAGCAACUCCGACGCUCACAAGGAAGACAAACCCAACCAUGCCCGACAAAGCAACUAUGCAGGAGCUGAAGGACGUCGCCAACAAGCUGCGAAUUCACUCCAUCAAAGCGACAUGUGCCUCCAACUCCGGCCACCCCACGUCAUGUUGCAGUGCCGCUGAGCUCAUGUCUGUGCUCUUCUUCCACACCAUGCGCUACAAAACCGACGACCCCGGCAACCCUUGCAAUGACCGCUUUGUUCUCUCCAAGGGUCAUGCCGCGCCAAUCCUGUACGCUGCCUGGGCUGAGGCCGGUUUUGUGAAGGAGUCGGACCUUCUCAACCUGCGCAAGAUUGACAGCGACCUGGAGGGGCACCCCACACCAAAACUGCCCUUUGUUGACGUGGCAACGGGAUCGCUAGGGCAGGGUCUCAGCGCUGCCUGUGGCAUGGCAUACACCGGAAAGAUGUUUGACAUGGCCAGUUACCGCGUGUACUGCAUGAUGGGGGAUGGAGAGUGCUCAGAGGGCUCGGUGUGGGAGGCCAUGGCCUUUGCCGCCUACUACAAGCUGGACAACCUGGUGGCUAUCAUGGAUGUCAACCGGCUGGGUCAGAGCGAUCCCGCGCCUCUUCAGCAUGAAAUGGACAUCUAUCGAAAGCGCUGCGAAGCUUUUGGGUGGAAUGCCAUUGUUGUGGAUGGGCACGAUGUGGAAGCGCUGUGUCGCGCGUUCGCGGACGCUCAGCAGAGUCGGGACAGGCCCACUUGCAUUGUUGCCAAGACAUACAAGGGAAAAGGCCUCAAAGGUAUUGAGGAUGAAUUGAACUGGCAUGGAAAACCCAUUCCAAAGGACAUGGUGGAUGGACUCUUGAAUAAUCUAAAUGGGCAAAUACAAAACCCCAAGAAGACCUUGUGUCCUGAGCUGCCCAAAGCUGACGUCUCACCCGCAGACCUAAGCACGAUCUACCUGUCUGAACCGCCAACAUACAAGGCUGGUGAAAAGAUGGCAACAAGACGUGCGUACGGCAACGCGCUGGUUAAACUGGGCCGAUCCAGCAACAGAGUGGUGGCCCUCGAUGGGGACACCAAAAACUCCACAUUUUCAAUAAGCUUCCAGAAAGCUUUCCCUGACCGCUUCAUUGAAUGUUUCAUUGCUGAGCAGAACAUGGUGGGAGUAGCCAUUGGCUGCGCUGCUCGAGACCGCGCUGUGGUUUUUGUCAGCACAUUUUCUGCCUUCCUGUCCAGAGCCUAUGACCAGAUCAGGAUGGGCGCCAUCUCUCAGUCCAAUGUCAACUUUGUCGGCUCCCACUGUGGCGUCUCUAUUGGUGAGGAUGGUCCUUCUCAGAUGGCACUCGAGGACCUGGCGAUGUUCCGUGCCAUCCCAACCUGCACGGUGUUUUACCCCAGUGAUGCGGUGGCCACUGAGAGAGCUGUGGAGUUGGCAGCUAACACAAAGGGUAUGUGUUUCAUCCGUACCAGCAGGCCUGAUACUCCCAUCAUCUACUCUGCAUCUGAGCCUUUUAAGCUCGGUGAAGCCAAGGUUGUACGCAAGUCAGACAAUGAUCUGGUGACUGUGAUUGGAGCUGGAGUCACUUUGCAUGAGGCUCUGUCUGCUGCUGACAUGCUAGAAAGUGAAGGGAAAAGCAUUCGUGUGAUUGAUCCAUUCACUAUCAAGCCUUUGGAUGCGGACACCAUUCUGGUAAAUGCAAAAGCCACAGGAGGACACAUCAUCACAGUGGAGGACCACUACAAGGAGGGUGGUCUCGGAGAGGCAGUGUUGUCAGCAGUGGGCCACGAGCCGGGCAUUGUGGUGACCCGUCUGGCAGUCACCGGUGUCCCUCGCAGCGGGAAGCCCCAAGAGCUUUUGGACAUCUAUAACAUCAGUGCAAAGAAUAUUGCCAACGCUGUGCGCCAGAGAUUUGCCAACUGAAGAAGACCGCACAGUCUUUGGCUUGGUGUUAUCACGUUUGUUCAUCUUUUUACCCAACUUGUCAGGCAGGUUUCAGUUAACUCUUAUUGCAUAGAACCUAUUGUGUGAUCUUGUUACGACUUGCCGAUGGAAACUUACUUGUUCCUCUUCACAUUCGACUACUGUAUAUGUGAAACAUUGCUUUGCUUAACACAGUUUUUCAGUGAAUUGUUCAUUAAAAAAACGUUUACAAAUUGUCAACCAGUCCAAAGUCCAGGUUGAUCAAAUUUGAGCUGAGAAUGAACCCAACACAUUCCAAACCUUGUAUCUCCGGCACAUACCAUGUGUUAAAACAUUUGAUGUUUAAGGAUGGAAAACCUGAUGGGCUUGAUUCAUAACUUUACUGAUUCCCAACAAAAUGUUACUGGUGUUCUUCUGGUGUGCUGAAUUAAACAUGGUGAACCCAAGCUCUUGCGUUCUUUUUCUAAAGUUGUCAAUUUGACAGAUGCAUUGCAGCUUAACCUUCACAAUUGAUGGCUAUAGUGAAUGCGUGACUUGUGUAAGCAAUGGCUUUGAAGAUCUUGGUGCCUUGUAAAGCAUUUGAAUAAAUAUCUUGAGUCUGAUGGCA